GGUAAUCGCAGUGGGUGAUCGUACGAGUAUUAGUAUAAGUACUCGUACUCGAGGACUCCGGUGGCAGUACGGUAUGAAAUACAGAACGAUACGAUACGAUAACGUAUGAUACCGUAUGCCUUUCAUCGACAACAAAAACAAAGCGAGUUUGAGUUGUACCUUGACAAAACAAAAACAAGUUGUGAACAAACGAGCAGGAUGAAAUCUGCCGAUGUGAUUGGUACUCGUACAACCACAAGUUCUCGCUCGCGUGACGACAAGAACAGUGCUCUGUCGCGAAGAAGCAGCGGACAUCRAGAAGAAGACGAGCACCGCAUCAUCUCGGCCGUAAAACGGGGGCUAAAGAAGUCCAGGUCCAAAUCCAGGAAAGAGAAUCGGAGUUGGAGUGGGAAUCCAAAUCUGUUCGAGAGCCAGAGUCGUAGAGCACGGCAACCACAAGCGCAGCCGGCAUCGCCAUCGCCAUCAACAACGGCCUUAGCCACCCAUGAUUUCACGAAGACGCAUAGCAACAGGAAUAGCAAUAGCAACAGCAACAGCAACAAUGUAAGCAACAAUGUAAGCAACAAGAACAGUAGCAGCAGAAAAAGCAACGGUACGCAUGUGCACGCCAGCAGCAAAAGGGGAAAACGACCAACGACCUCCAGGAACGCAUAUGCAUAUGAAUAUGCAUCCCCAUCCGUUCACUCCGAAAUGGAAAUGGAAACAGAAAUAGCCCUGGUAUCGGACGACGAUGAUGAAAAAAGAACCGAAACCGCUACCGAAACGGAGACCGAGGCCGACAGCGACGCCGGCUUUCAUGGAUUCCUCCACCGCCUCGUAUUCGACGAAUCCAUCACGACGGCUUCAGUAGAAGACCAGUACAACUACAUCGACGAUGUUAGCUACGGCGGUAGCGAAAACGAGAGCCAGAGCGAGAACGAGAGCGAGAACGAGAGCUCGUCAUCUUCCUCGGCUUCGACGUCGUCCUCCGCGUCAUCCUCCGCAUCAUCGUCCUCCUCUCUCAACCACAUGCUUGGCGACCUGGACGCCAUUCCCUCCGACCAAGAUUCCUACAGAAACCGGAACGACACCUCAUACGCAAGCAGCAGCAACUACACCUCUUCUAGCGGUGAAAUAGAAGCCGCUACCGAAGUUACCUACAAUCACUACGACGACGACAACGACAACGAACAGCGAGGCCGGCGCUACUCGAAUCGCGGGUUCGAAUCUUCCUCGAGGGCGGGCCGGGAAGUCGUCGCCCUGCUCCUCUCGUCCGAUCGAAGCGGGGUCGCCACCCUAGAUGCCCAAGCCUUGGCGACGGUACCCAUGACCAUCGAGCAGGCGAGGACCGUGGUGCAACCAAUCGCAGAGGCGAUAGCAAGGAGUACGUCUCUCCACACACUCGUAUUCACGGGGCCCUGGAACUUCAACGACUGUAACAACGCCGGUAACAACGCCGGUAACAACGCCGGUAACAACGCCGGUAACAACGCAGGUAACAACGUCGGUAGUAAGCAACGACCACAACCACAACCACAAAUACACACACACACGCACGCACGCACCCUAGAAUCACGAGCCGAAAUGCUCGGGACAAUCCUCAGCGACGGCCUUCUGCCGAAUACUUCUGUCCGCACUCUCGUGCUGGAGGGAAACUAUUCUUUCGAUCGUUACGCAGGCAGCAUCUUUGGAAACCUUCUGCGGCUYCAUCCAAGAAUUCGUCGGUUGGAGCUCCGAAAUUGCUGGUGGCAAUGCCAAUCUCCAUCCCAUACCAACUCGAAUUCGAAUUCRAAUUCRAAUUCAAACUCGRAGGCGACUUCAAACCAUCAACACUCGAACGGAUCCUCCUCGUCGGGCUGGAACGCGCUACUGUUGGGACUCCAGCACUCCAAAUCGGUCAAGGAAUUGUCACUCGAAAACCUUCCUCCGAACGGUCUUUCGGAUAGCGACUUGGAUGGAAUAUCCCUCACGAUGGGCUACCUGCRACUGGAAUCGCUCCGGUUGGUGGGGGUCGGUCUACAAACCAUUCAUCCAGAAUCACUGGUGGUGUUCUUCCGGGCGAUCCAGGAAACUCCAUCGAUCAAGGAUCUAGAUCUAUCCAAGAACGUGCUGGAGGGAAGGAGCAGCCAUUCCUUGUUCUUGUUGUCCCGGUGCCUGUCCGGAGCCACGGUUGACCUAUUUCAAUGCCAUCGUCAUGGUCAUGAUCGCCACCAGACCUACGCCACGAGGAGUGCCUUUGCGUAUCAUCGGGAUGACUGCUUCGAAGUACACCACAUCGAACGAUUGACCCUCGUGGAUUGCGGAAUAACACGGACCUCUGAUUUGAAAACGCUCACGUCAGCUCUGAGCAGUACCAGUGGCAACACCAGUAGCAAGAGCAAGAGCAAACACCCAACACAGGCCGAGAAGAACCCCAAUCGCCUCAACGAUGCCACGAUCACGAGUUCUCUCGACGUGAGCGGGAACCGAUUUGGAAACGCCGGAGCCAAGGUCUUGCACGAAUGGAUUUCGGCGCACCCGAACGUCAAGGCGCUCGGAAUGCUUUCCUGCAACGUGAGCGCAAAGCACCUCAAGAUCGUUUCCGAUCGGCUCCGGUACAACAAUUCGUUUUUACAARCGAUCGGAUUGGGUAGCGAAAUGUCUCUGGCCAUUCUAGACUCUGUKUCGACCAUGGAAAACGUCUUGGGYGGUGUGGUAGGGAGCGGUGGCACCAGCACGGUCGGAGGGGCUACGCCAACAUAGACGCAAACCACCAAAAAAGGUUCUGGUGAUAGUAUUACACCCAUUGUUUUCACUCGUUGCACUUGUAAUGUAACACUACYUACGUGGUCAAAUUAGUCCUUCGGAUUACUGUUGAACUUCCCUCUGACUUUUGAUGGUUUGCGUCACUGGAUAAUUGUUAAAAUCCAGAGGAAUGUAACAUUUUAGCCAUCGCAUUGGGGGGCAAGGRAUAAUGAGCAAAUAGUUGUAAAUUACAUUUUGAAUG
Molecule: messenger RNA, 2965 nt
Organism: Pseudo-nitzschia multistriata
Lineage: Eukaryota; Bacillariophyta; Bacillariophyceae; Bacillariales; Bacillariaceae
Source: the annotation of a GenBank genome assembly